Messenger RNA from Purpureocillium takamizusanense, 1476 nucleotides. RefSeq lists its product as uncharacterized. Lineage: Eukaryota; Fungi; Ascomycota; Sordariomycetes; Hypocreales; Ophiocordycipitaceae. The transcript has a single exon. Gene Ontology annotation, molecular function: carbon-sulfur lyase activity. The coding region runs from base 187 to 1263 and encodes 358 amino acids. The record is from RefSeq and is a predicted model, not a curated record.
CAUGUUGCUCCCGCGUUCACGGAGAAAUACGAGCAACUGUCUGUGAACCGUCGCACCAGAGCGACCGCCCGGCGAUGAACCCCUCUUGUCGUGGCUGACGGGCUUAUAUAAAGACGGGCAAGCUCAUGUUGAUCGUCUCCUGAUCUUCUCUCUGAACAUGCUUCAACAACCCUCUCCAGCUUCAUCAUGGCAGACGCCAAUGGAACCAGGACGCUCGAAGCCAAGUGCUCUUGCGGUGAUGUGCAUCUGACCUUUGAUGUGCCUGUCAGUCUGUUGCCGUUACCCGUCUAUCUCUGCCAUUGCAGCGCGUGUAGGUAUGCGACGGGGUCGCCGUGCACGUUUCAUACGCAGUUGCCAGAGGGGUUGCUGCCCAAGUUCCUCGGAGACUCAUCAGAGGAGAAGCUGACCUCGUGGCUGUCUUACGAUGGCCGGGGCUGCACAUAUGACUUCUGCUCGACCUGCGGGUGUCAUAUCGGAGGCGUAAGCAUUGACCGGAAGCAGUGGACCCCCUCCACGUCCAUCUUCACGGACCACGGACCAGACAACUUCAACAUUGGCCAGCAUGUUUUCUCGGAGUCGGCCAAAGGUGGGGGAAUUGCUUCGCUGGUCACGCACAUUAGCGGCCGACAGCUGAGAUGCUGGAACCCUGCGGCUGAUGAUCCGACUGCGAAAGUCGUCGAGUCGAAGGCCGAAGUAGGCGCGGAUGGCGAGGAGCGUCUCCGAGCCCAGUGCGAAUGCGGCGGCGUAUCCUUUACAUUCAGGCGCCCUACGCCGGCCAUUCUCGACGACCCUGUGCUUUCCAAGUUUGUCUCGCCUCGCGACAACAAGAAGUGGAUGGCGCUAUAUGAUAUCUGCAACGACUGCAGACUCGUCACGGGCACCCAUCUUGUGGGCUGGACAUUUGUGCCCCUAAGCCUUUGCGAGCCGCGCAUCGACACGACGCUCCAGAUCGGGACGUCCAAGACGUAUUCGACAUCGGAAGGGGUUCUUCGCUCGUUUUGCGGCACCUGCGGCGCCACCGUCUUCUUCACCUGUGCGGAUCGCCGACCGAACGACGCCCAGACAGUUGUUGACAUUGCCACGGGGAUCAUCCGGGCCCCCGAGGGCGUCAUGGCUGAGAACUGGUUCACGUGGAGGACACGCCCGGCGCAUCUGGCCAGCGGUGUAGGCUACGACAAGGGCUUUGGCGAGGCCUUGAAUGAGGGCAUGAAGCGCUGGACGGUGGACAAGUAUGGGGAAGAGCUGAACGAUGAUGUCGGUUAGUUGCGGCUGCUUUGUGAGGCCAUAGAUGCCGAUGCGAAUGGCGCGCGCGGGAGAAAGGCGUUGUUGGGGGAUUGAGAAGCAGCGAGCGAAAAGCGUCGUGGGGGAGAGACGCGGCAAGCUAUUGAGAAUUGAGUGAAGUUUGCCUUGUAGAUUGGCUGCCAUCGUUCCCUAGACACACCGACUUAGUCGUCUGUUGGUGAUGCGACAUGUCCG